CCACCAGCCAAAGUGGCAAGUAGUGGCCAUUCGCCAUUUUUAUCUCUUCACUUGAGCUGAGUCAAGUUAAAAAUCUGGAGCUUUCCACCUCUUGGGAUCGUUGCUAAACCGGCCAGCGAGAGGGCGGGGCAAGGCUCAUUUCAUCCAAUCAGUGGCGGGGUAAUCGAACCUGAAAGGCGUGGAGUGACUCUCUUGAGUGUGACACACCGAGGCCGGCGCAAAGGGAAAGUGAAGGAAGAAAGGGACAGGUCAGGGUCUGGAAACCACAUAAACCAUAAUUUUUGGCCCUUGUCAAGACGACUUGACGUUAUUCUUACUUUUCCACACUUAGUUCUUCUCAUCAUAUGCCCCUUUCUGCGGUACCCCCAGAUUCGCGCAAUUGAGUUCCUCUCUUCUCUUAAAAUCCCAUUCUGACUUGUAUACCCUCUGACCCCACCAUCGCCGUCACCAUGUCUUCUUUCUUCAUCCCCAACAAGAACGUUGGCAACCAAGCCGACUCGGAAGAUUGGAGAAUUCGCGGUUACAACCCCCUGACUCCCCCCGACCUCCUUCAACACGAGAUCUCCCAAACCCCCGAGUCCAAGAAAACCGUUCUACAAGGUCGCAAUGAGACUGUAGCCGUUGUUAAUGGCACCGACGAGAAGAACCGAUUGCUUGUCGUCAUUGGCCCCUGUUCCAUCCACGACCCUGCUGCCGCCCUAGCCUACUGCGACCUCCUCUUGAAAGAGAAGGAGAAGCACAAGGAUGAGCUUCUCAUCGUCAUGCGAUCUUACCUCGAGAAGCCACGCACAACUGUUGGCUGGAAGGGGCUGAUCAAUGAUCCUGAUAUUGAUGGCAGCUUCCAGAUCAACAAGGGUCUGCGAAUCUCUCGCCAACUCUUUGUCGACCUUACAGCCAAGGGUAUGCCCAUUGCUAGUGAAAUGCUGGACACUAUUUCUCCCCAGUUCCUCGCCGAUCUGCUCUCAGUGGGUGCCAUAGGCGCCCGCACGACCGAGAGCCAGCUUCACCGUGAGCUUGCCAGUGGCCUGAGUUUCCCCGUGGGUUUCAAGAACGGAACUGAUGGUUCUUUGAACGUCGCCAUUGAUGCCAUUGGUGCAGCCCAGCACCCCCACCACUUCCUGUCUGUUACCAAGCCCGGUGUUGUCGCCAUUGUUGGUACUGAGGGCAACAAUGAUUGCUUCGUCAUCCUUCGCGGUGGCUCAAAGGGUACCAAUUUCGAUGCUGAGAGCAUUGCUGCUGCCAAGGAGGCGCUCAAGAAGAAGGGCGUACGACAGCGAGUCAUGGUCGAUUGUAGUCACGGUAACUCUUCCAAAGACCACAAGAACCAGCCCAAGGUUGCUGCCGAUAUUGCAGGCCAGAUCUCCAGGGGAGAGGAGGGCAUCAUGGGAGUCAUGAUUGAGAGUAACAUCAACGAGGGUAACCAAAAGGUACCCGCUGAGGGUAAAUCGGGCCUCAAGUAUGGUGUAAGCAUCACCGAUGCUUGUAUCAGCUGGGAAGACACGGUCUCAACACUCGAUACUCUUGCGCAGGCCGUGAAGGACCGCCGAAAACUCUCAAACGGCGCCUAAAUUCUGAUUUCUACCACAUUAUGGGCAUGUAAUACGUUUAGCGCUCGAUCCAGAACAAUUUUUUCUUCUUUGGGAUUGGGGUUGUAUAUCGUUGCAAUGGCUCGCGUAUUUGAUUCAAGGCUUGGAGUUUAAUGGAAUCUUGAUUCAAAGGAUAGAUAAAAGAUGAAAGGCAUAAGACAAAAGGGCGAAAUCUGGAAAGUAACACACAAUAAGAAGAUAUAAAGUUAUUUGUCAUAGAAUAGCCGGGUUUCCAUUGUGUAAAUCAGUCAUUUCUUUAUGGGAGUGUAUCACACACUGUCCCUGCCCGACGCGCACACUGUAAUGGCUAAGUUGUUAUGUGUGGCGUGGUGUUAUUGCUCCCUUGUCUGAACUUAUUAACACUGUGCCCC
Fusarium verticillioides 7600 is the source of this 1957-nucleotide messenger RNA. RefSeq names its product phospho-2-dehydro-3-deoxyheptonate aldolase, phenylalanine-inhibited. The transcript has 4 exons. Gene Ontology annotation, cellular component: cytoplasm. The record is from RefSeq and is a predicted model, not a curated record. The coding region runs from base 450 to 1568 and encodes 372 amino acids. Gene Ontology annotation, biological process: aromatic amino acid biosynthetic process. Lineage: Eukaryota; Fungi; Ascomycota; Sordariomycetes; Hypocreales; Nectriaceae. Gene Ontology annotation, molecular function: 3-deoxy-7-phosphoheptulonate synthase activity.